Messenger RNA from Diceros bicornis minor, 1676 nucleotides. RefSeq names its product Aly/REF export factor (gene ALYREF). The transcript has 8 exons. NCBI's taxonomy places the organism in Eukaryota, Metazoa, Chordata, Mammalia, Perissodactyla, Rhinocerotidae. The record is from RefSeq and is a predicted model, not a curated record. Gene Ontology annotation, molecular function: mRNA binding. Gene Ontology annotation, cellular component: nucleus. Gene Ontology annotation, biological process: mRNA export from nucleus. The coding region runs from base 1 to 1374 and encodes 457 amino acids.
AUGGCGGCGGAGCCUGCGGGCGAGCGAAAAGAGCACCCGACAACAUUUAGUCUGCAGAGCUCAGCGUUUCAGCACCAAAGGACAGGCGCUGCCCGGAGCCCGAGGGUCUGCGCCCGCGGGACUCGCCGUCCGAGCCCUGAGAGUCCGGCAGCCGCCGAGAGGGCGGCCGGGCUGUGGUUGCCCCUGGGAGAGCGGGAGCCCCUUCCCCGGGAAGGCCACCCAGUGCGCGCGUCCUGCGCCCCACACCGGACUCGCCCGAGGCGGGGAGGCUCCCGACCCCGGCCGCACCGCCCCGCGCCCCCCGCCGCCCGGGAAGGGAGAAGGGCGGUGCCCGGACCCGCCCCAACGGCCGCGCCCUCGCACCUCCGCGGCGAAUCGCGCGCCGCCCCGCCCGCCUUCCGUUGGCAGCGCCGCCGGCGCGGGAAGCCGAGCCUCGCGUCCUAUCGCGCACGCGCCGCUCCGCCCCGCUGCCCCCGCCCGCCUGCAGCCAAUCGGCGGCCGCUCCGAGUACGCGGCACCGGAAGCCUCCGCGCGGCGCCGGAAGUGACGCUCCAGCGUGCUGACGCGCGGGCUCUAGCUGAGGCCGAUUCCGCGCCCGCCAUGGCCGACAAAAUGGACAUGUCUCUGGACGACAUCAUUAAGCUGAACCGAAGCCAGCGAGGCGGCCGCGGCGGGGGCCGGGGCCGCGGCCGGGCCGGCUCCCAGGGCGGCCGUGGCGGCGGUGCGCAGGCCGCCGCGCGAGUGAACCGAGGCGGCGGCGGGCCCAUCCGGAACCGGCCGGCCAUCGCCCGCGGCGCUGCGGGCGGCGGCGGCAGGAACCGGCCGGCGCCCUACAGCAGGCCGAAACAACUUCCUGACAAAUGGCAACACGACCUUUUCGACAGCGGAUUUGGGGGUGGUGCCGGCGUGGAGACGGGUGGGAAACUGCUGGUGUCAAAUCUGGAUUUUGGAGUAUCCGACGCUGAUAUUCAGGAACUCUUUGCUGAAUUUGGAACUCUGAAGAAGGCGGCCGUGCACUAUGAUCGCUCUGGCCGCAGUUUAGGAACAGCUGAUGUGCACUUUGAACGGAAGGCAGAUGCCCUGAAAGCUAUGAAACAGUACAACGGUGUCCCUUUGGAUGGCCGCCCCAUGAACAUUCAGCUUGUCACAUCACAGAUUGACACACAGCGGAGACCUGCACAGAGUGUAAACAGAGGUGGAAUGACUAGAAACCGUGGUUCUGGAGGUUUCGGUGGUGGUGGCUCCCGGAGAGGCACCCGUGGAGGCAGCCGGGGCAGGGGCAGAGGCACUGGCAGGAGUUCAAAGCAGCAGCUUUCUGCAGAGGAGUUGGACGCCCAGCUGGAUGCUUAUAACGCAAGAAUGGACACCAGUUAAACAGACCAGCAAAUCCGUGCAUGGGACAGGACCCAGACAUCUCGUGUGCGCUCCCUGACGGGAGGAGGGUGGCAGACUGGGGCUGUGUGGCCAAUGAUGGAUUUGUUUCUUUUAUGUUUUAAAAUAGGAUUUAAAACUCUUGUAAAGGUUUUUUUUGUUUUUUGGUUUUGUUUUGUUUUUUUUUAAUUCUGAAACAGACCUGUUUUGUACCAAGUUAUUUUUGGGAUAAAUUUUACUGAUUGCUGUUGUGGAGAAGGUGGUGUUUUCACCUUUGCCAUAAUAAAAUAGAAAUGCGUGUAGAA